Molecule: messenger RNA, 3505 nt
Organism: Polyodon spathula (Mississippi paddlefish)
Lineage: Eukaryota; Metazoa; Chordata; Actinopteri; Acipenseriformes; Polyodontidae
Product: ezrin-like
Exons: 14
Coding region: 241-1995 (584 amino acids)
Biological process (GO): regulation of cell shape; regulation of organelle assembly; positive regulation of protein localization to early endosome
Cellular component (GO): adherens junction; cytoskeleton; plasma membrane
Molecular function (GO): cell adhesion molecule binding; actin binding
Source: RefSeq, a predicted model, not a curated record
UCGGCAGCGGUGACAAACAGGAACAGGCGGGUGAAGAAAAGAAUAGUGCUGUGUGAGUUAGAGGAGCAGCCAUAUUGCAGCAUUACUCAAUUCUGGGGGGGAUAAAUGGACGCUGGUGCUAUCUGACUGGUCUGUCCUAGCUGUACUGGAACGGAUUUGGGGAAAAGAAACCUACAGUACUGUGUCGAGAGAGUUGGAAGGAGAGAUUGCUUCUGAAGGAAACCGUGAAAACAACUGAAAAUGCCAAAGCCAAUCAAUGUUCGAGUUACCAGCAUGGAUGCGGAGCUGGAGUUUGCCAUCCAGUCUAACACAACCGGCAAACAGCUCUUCGACCAGGUGGUUAAAACCAUUGGAUUGCGUGAAGUGUGGUACUUUGGACUUCAGUAUAUGGACAGCAAAGGGUACCAGACAUGGCUGAAGCUGGAUAAAAAGGUUUCUUCCCAGGAAGUGAAGAAGGAAAAUCCUCUGCAGUUCAAGUUUCGUGCCAAAUUCUUCCCCGAAGACGUGUCUGAGGAAUUGAUCCAGGACAUCACACAGAGGCUGUUUUUCCUCCAGGUGAAGGAGAGCAUCCUCAGUGAUGAUGUCUACUGCCCACCAGAAACUGCUGUUCUCCUGGGCUCCUACGCAGUCCAGGCCAAGUUUGGAGACUUCUCCAAGGAAAGUCAUAAAUCUGGAUAUCUGACAUCAGACCGUCUCCUCCCUCAGCGUGUUCUGGAACAACACACACUCUCCAGAGAACAGUGGGAGGAGCGCAUCCAGGUCUGGCAUGAGGAACACCGUGGAAUGCUCAAGCAAGAUGCCAUGUUGGAGUACCUCAAGAUUGCCCAAGACUUGGAGAUGUAUGGCGUGAACUAUUUUGAUAUCAAAAACAAGAAGGGAACAGACCUGUGGCUGGGUGUAGAUGCCCUUGGAGUGAAUAUCUAUGAAAAGGAAGACAAACUAACUCCAAAGAUUGGUUUCCCUUGGAGUGAAAUUAGGAACAUCUCCUUCAAUGACAAGAAGUUCAUUAUAAAACCUAUUGACAAGAAGGCUCCAGACUUUGUGUUCUAUUCUCCACGCCUGAGGAUCAACAAGCGCGUCCUGCAGCUGUGCAUGGGGAACCACGAGCUGUACAUGCGGCGCAGGAAGCCUGACACCAUCGAGGUGCAGCAGAUGAAGGCACAAGCCCACGAGGAGAAGCAACACAAACAGAUGGAGAGAGCACAGCUGCAGGAUGAGAAGAAGAAAAGGGAGACCAUUGAGAAGGAGAAGGAGCAGAUGGAACGAGAGAAGCAGGAGCUUGAGAUGAGGCUGCGCCUCUUCGAAGAGAAGACCAUUAAAGCAGAGAGAGAUUUGCAAGAGCAGAUGAGGAGAGCCAUUCAGCUGGAGGAUGAGAGAAGAAAGGCAGAACAAGAGGCAGCGCGUCUGGAGGCUGAUCGCCAGGCUGCUCUUUUAGCCAAGGAAGAACUGGCCAGGCGGGCUGAGGAUCAAAUGAAGAGCCAGGAGCAGCUGGCUGCAGAGCUGGCAGAAUAUACAGCCAAGAUUGCACUUUUGGAGGAGUCUAAGAAGCGCAAGGAGGAGGAGGCUGACCAGUGGCAGCACAGAGCUAGGGAAGCUCAGGAGGACUUGGUAAGGACCAAAGAGGAGCUGCAUAUGGUGAUGACGGCCCCUCCACCCCCUCCCCCUCCCCCAGUGUACCAGUUUGUGGAAGACAACGAGCAGGAGGAUGUUGAGGAGACCAACAGCACUUACAGUGCUGAGCUGCAGUACGAGGACAUUGAUGACCACCGCAAGGAGGAGGACCGCAUCACCGAAGCAGAGAAGAAUGAGCGCGUCCAGAAGCAGCUCAUGGCUUUGAGCUCAGAGCUGGCCCAGGCCAGAGAUGAUAGUAAGAAGACCCACAAUGACCUGAUCCACACUGAGAAUGUGAGGGUUGGUCGUGACAAGUACAAGACACUGAGGCAGAUCCGACAAGGCAACACCAAGCAGAGGAUCGACGAGUUUGAGGCUCUGUAAAUCCGUUGCUGCACUGUGGGCUUGUAGGUACAUAUUGCAUUACACUGUCCCAAAUGCAGAUCUCCCACCUUUUUUUUUUUACUUUCUGAGUGGUUGCUGUAGGAGCUUGUAGUAUUAUUGUGAAAAAAAAAAAGAAAAGGUUUUCACCAAGCUACAGUAUACCAGAGGACAGCUGAUUCAUACAGAGCGCAAUACAGUGUGUGAAAUUGAUUUAAAAGGCACAAUGUGUUUUCAUUUUGUAACAUUCCAGUGCCAAAACUUAUCAGAUUUAUUUCUUUCACAAUUGUUUUAGCUUUUUGGUAGAGCAAUUACCUGCACCAUAUCAAUGUCAUUUAUCUAAAAUGUUUUAAAUAUGCUUAUGAAUAAUGGAGUACAGAUACACAAGGAACGUCGUUGUAGUUUCAUUUGGGCUUGGUUUAGAAUGGAACACAUAUAGCCAAAUAGUGUGCCAUAUAAGCUAAGGGAGCUUUGAAGCCAAAAGUAAACCCAUUGUUUGUACUGGGCUGCAUACUGUAUUUUUAAACCAUGCACAAUGGUAUAUACAUUUUACCCACAGCCUUCAGCUGUGACCUUUUGACUUCAAGAACUAAAUUAUUAAUUUCAAGGUGCAAGAUGUUUUGCAGGGGCCACUCAGAAAUGAAGAUAAGAAAACAGUAUAAAAACAAUUUCCGAUUACUUGCAGAACUGCACAUGAGGAGAGAUAUAUAUAUAUAUAUAUAUAUAUAUAUAUAAAAUUUGAAAUCACACUUCCAUACACGUUUAAUAUUCCUGGAUAACCAAUAAUAUUGAAUAGUUUUAUUUAUACACUGGUGAUUCCAAUUAAAAAAAACAAAAAAACAAAAAAACAAAAAAAAUAUUUUGUAUAUUUUUGCUAUAUAGUAUAUUGAAACAGUUAAAGUUGUAUAAUAAAGUUCCUGCGACUAUAUAUCAACCAAAAUAAUGUUUUGUGUUGAGUCUAGAGUUUCUAAAGAUGACUUAGCUGAAAGAUCUAUUUCUAAGUGUGUUUUUUUUUUUUUUUUUUUACUUUUAAAGUUCAACCUGCAUGAAGUUCUUUGUAUAAAUUAAUCUAUAACAAAUAACAUUUCUAGAUGUGUUAUUUAUAACAACAACAAAAAAAUUAGAUGUUUUAAAGCUUACGGCAUCUGUAUUUUGUAAAAGACUCAACUUUUUUCACAUGUCUUUUUGCACCUUUUCUAAUCACUACACAAUGAGUAAGGCAGAGGAGACUAUCACAGACUGUCACCAUGCUUUUUAAUGAGGUUGCAAUUAAUGGGUUGAAAUUAGUAGUGUUCAGGUAUCUGGGGUUUUUUUUCUAUACUGUUUUUUAACACAUUUCAGAUAACCAUGUCUGUCUUUAUUUUUCUUGCACGUGUGGUAACAAUGUUUUUGUUUAGUGUAAACAGGCUGCAGUACUCGUUCACUACAUACUUGCUAGUUUGUAUUGAAACUGAAUACACUUUUUAUUAAAGUGUUCAUUAAAACAUUUUUGGCAAUAAAGAUCUGCAAAAAA